Molecule: messenger RNA, 1819 nt
Organism: Aspergillus novofumigatus IBT 16806
Lineage: Eukaryota; Fungi; Ascomycota; Eurotiomycetes; Eurotiales; Aspergillaceae
Product: glycosyltransferase family 31 protein
Exons: 2
Coding region: 458-1747 (429 amino acids)
Cellular component (GO): membrane
Molecular function (GO): glycosyltransferase activity
Source: RefSeq, a predicted model, not a curated record
CGCAAAGUGGAUUAGUUAACUAACUAGUUAAAUCACGGGCGCUCGAAUGGUGGAAGCCGAUCUUAGUGCUCACCUUUCUGUCUCCGCACAGCCACGCCCGGCAUAGCAACGGUUUACGGACGGACAUUGAUCAACCCCGACCGACCCUGGACCCUGGACAGUGCACACGGGCACUAAUUGGAUAUUAUUUCUAUGUUUAGGGCGCUAGAGCAGGAUAUAUUGGGAGUGUCUCACAAGCGAAAGCCGCGUCUCACUCACUCUCAACUGUCUCGCAGCGGGGUUGCUUCCUUCUUCAUCUGUCUUUGUCGAGCUUACCCCGGCGACUGAUAUAACCAUCCACAUGUGCCCGACACACUUGCAACACGCUCAAACCGAGCUAAGGUUUUGAAUUGCGGUCGCGUUCGACAUGAAGCCGUUGGAAUUGAAGCUAAAGCCGGAAUUCCGCCGUUUCGCACCAAUGGCGCUGGCCGCCGUCCUCUUCUUUUGCACUCUGGUGCUCUUCUACGAGAUGAUGCCGACUCUGCACCAGACGAUUGGAAAACCGCCGGCCAGCAGCCAUGGUACUAAUCCCGGGCCAUCCGACGACUUCCAGCACACUGACCGGCGGUGCCACGCACUCCCGGACCCAGGGAACAUCCUGUUCAUCGUGAAAACAGGCGCGACGGAGAUCUACGAGAAGUUACCGACACAGCUGCUGACGACGCUCGGAUGCGCGCGGGACUUUUUGAUCUUCUCCGACCUCGAGGAGCAGAUCGGCCCGUACCAUAUCCUCGAUGCGCUGGCAGACUUCAACGCAACCAUGAAAGCCACACACGCCGACUUUGAGCUCUACCGGCAACAGCAGGCGUACCAGCGCGGCGGGCUUGACAUCGCCACGCUCAAGGACGACGGCAAGGCCGCCUGGACGCUGGACAAGUACAAGUUCCUGCAUAUGGUGGAGAAGACGUGGGCGCAGCGGCCACACAUGGACUGGUACGUCUUCAUCGAGAGCGACACGUACGUCGUGUGGACGAAUCUCGUUCUGUGGCUGCGGCAGUUCUCGCCGAAGGACAAGCUGUACAUGGGUUCGGCGUCCUUUGUCGCGAACCAGGCGUUCGGCCACGGCGGGAGCGGGUACGUCAUUUCGCGAGCGCUGAUGGAGGCGUUUGUGGGGAAGGAGCCGGGGAUGGCGGGUCGGUACGACGAUGUCAUUCCGGACGAGUGCUGUGGGGACUUUGUGCUGGGGCGCACCAUUAAGCAGGAGCUCGACGUGGGGGUCCGGAAUUUCUGGCCGCAGGUGAAUGGAGAGAAACCGGUGACGCUGGAGUUUGGGUCGAAGCAAUGGUGCCAGCCCAUGGUCACAAUGCAUCAUGUCAUGCCGCGGGAGCGCAGUGCCAUUUUCGAUUUCGAGCAGGCGCGCGACGAUGUAACGGUACCGCUUCUCUUCCGGGAACUCUCCGAGCUAUCCUUCCCAACCGGGAGGAUGCGCGUUCAGGAGGACGAUUGGGAUAACCUCGCCGAUGUGCUCGUGGAACUGGACAACCCCUCGAUGGAGGCCUGUCGCGACAAGUGUUUAAGUCAGGACGCCUGCUUCCAAUGGCGGUACAGCAAGGAGGAGUGCCACGUAUCGACCGAGUCAUUCAAACUAGGAACAAAACGGCUGCCGGAGUAUCACCGACGAUGGUUCUCAGGAUGGAACGUCGAGCGAAUCCAGAAAUGGCGCGAUUCGCAUCCCUGCGAGAAGCCGGCCUGGGUCAAGCCGCAUUAAUCUGUACGUACAUAGAUAACUGUAGCAUAUUAUAAUAACGAGCGAUUCACUUCAUGUCUAUGAAGCUGCCUA